Messenger RNA from Lates calcarifer (barramundi perch), 3944 nucleotides. RefSeq names its product potassium channel, subfamily K, member 1b (gene kcnk1b). Gene Ontology annotation, biological process: potassium ion transmembrane transport; stabilization of membrane potential. NCBI's taxonomy places the organism in Eukaryota, Metazoa, Chordata, Actinopteri, Centropomidae. Gene Ontology annotation, cellular component: membrane. The transcript is spliced from 3 exons. The coding region runs from base 189 to 1196 and encodes 335 amino acids. Gene Ontology annotation, molecular function: potassium ion leak channel activity. The record is from RefSeq and is a predicted model, not a curated record.
AGCCUCAGCUGCCACAGCAGGUUUCGCGGAGGGGGAAGAAAAUCCUCAUUUGAGCUUUGUCUGUAACAUCCCUCUCUACAGGGUAUUUCGGAAACAGAACACGUGAGGCGGAUAAAUUAAUAACGUUAGUUCAUUAUUAUAUUUAUCUUAACCCGUAACGUAACGCGGAGGUGACAUACCUCUUGAAAAUGCUCCAGUCUCUAGCCAGCAACUCUUGUGUGCGCUUGAUACAGAGUCACAAAUCGACGUGGUAUUUUGUAUCUCUAGUCUUAGGCUAUCUUCUGUAUCUCAUAUUCGGCGCUGUUGUCUUUUCUUCGGUCGAGCUGCCUUACGAAGAUCUCUUGCGCCAGCAGCUGAGGGCCAUUAAAAAACAGUUCCUCCAGGAAAAUGAAUGUCUAACCGAGGAGCGUCUGGAGCAGUUCCUAAAGAAAGCAUUGGAUGCCAGUAAUUAUGGGGUUUCCAUCCUCAAUAACGCCUCGGCUAACUGGAACUGGGACUUCACCUCUGCGCUGUUUUUUGCGAGCACCGUGCUGUCCACCACAGGAUAUGGUCACACAGUACCUCUGUCUGAUGGUGGGAAGGCCUUCUGCAUUAUCUACUCAGUGAUUGGCAUCCCUUUCACCCUCCUCUUCCUCACUGCUGUGGUGCAAAGGAUCAUGGUGUUCAGCACACGGAGGCCGAUCAUGUAUAUCCACACACGCUGGGGCCUGUCCAAGCCGCUGGUGGCCAUCGUUCACGCCACCCUGCUCGCCACGUUGGCCGUCUCUUGCUUCUUCCUCAUCCCCGCCGCCAUCUUCUCAGCACUGGAGGAGAACUGGAACUUCCUGGAGUCCUUCUACUUCUGCUUCAUCUCCUUGAGCACCAUCGGCCUGGGAGACUAUGUACCUGGAGAGGCAGCUAAUCAGAGGUUCAGGGAGCUCUACAAAGUGGGCAUCACUGUCUACCUGAUCCUGGGUCUGAUAGUCAUGCUGGUGGUGCUGGAGACAUUCUGCGAGCUGCAGCAACUGAAGCAGCUGAGGAAGAUAUUUUACCUGAAGAAGGAGAAGCCACAGGACCGCCUCGCCAUUUUGGAGCAUGACCACCUGUCCUUCACUACUGUGUCCAACAGAGCCACACCGCAGAAUGAAGACAAAACCCAGCCGUUUGUCAGUGUCCCAACUCUGGUCUCUCCCAAUGACGAUCCUAUGAUUCAGUAAACAAAGACAGAGCAAACAUUUAUUGAAGGGUUAAAAUAUGAAAGUAUGAGUUGCACGCAAGACUUAAAGUAGAUAGAAUGAGAAGAUCAUAAGUCUCAGCUGUAGACAUACUACAAAGCUCUGCCCUGCAAAUUUUAGUAGUAAAAAUAGUUGAGAGUAUUCAGAUCAAACAAUCUCUUUUACCGAACCACAGUACUGACAAUAUAGUGCUAUGCAGCAGAGAUUAAAUUUAUGUACAUUAAUUAGUGAGAAAAUUAAUAAUUUAACAGUCACUGUAAAGAUUAAGUCAGUGAUAAAAGAAAAGCCUUCUGCUGCAUUUAUGACUCACAGGAGCUAAGCUCCUUUAUGACCUGCAUUAUUUAUUGCACAUUUAGGAACAUUUUAGAAAGUAAUUGGUCUCUUAAAUCUAGAUGAAAUAUAGCACAAUUAUCUGUAGUCUGUCACAAAAUAGUACAUAAAUAUGUAUGUAGCUUAUAAAUAGAGAUGCUUGACAGGUAUGUGAAAUGUACAUAAUCGGGUACAAGAUGUAAAGUAUAGAGACAUAUAGAAUUAACACACCUCUGAAAGAUGAGCCAAAGUGCAGCCAAAACAUAAAAACAACUUUGAGGUCAGAUUGUUUAAUAGAUUUUUUCAGGUGGAACUUUGACAGGCAUAUUUGUAAAGUAUCAUGUUGUGUUUUCUGUCAGUGCUUGUUGCAAACUCAUCAAUGUUUGUUGGUGGAUCAGCUCUGAAAUGCUUUUACUGGAUUCUUUUCAGUUAGAUUGAAAGAGUCAGGGGCCUGUUUUUCCAUUACAGAAUGUGGGUCACAUGGUUGACUGAAAGAGGUUACAGUCAAACCUGAACAAAGCAUCUGAAAAAACAGGCGAUACAAUUUCUUACAGUUUCACUAUUACAACAAUAAGUGAACUAAUCUAUUCUGCAUCUAAGAAUGUAGUUUUACAGUCUAUGUUUUGCAGCAUGUUUGGCUCAUCGUUACAGAGGUGUUAACUAUUCUGUUUGCACUCCACAUUGUCGCAUUUCAUUGUGAGGGAAAAUAUUUGUCUACAGAUAUGUGUAUUUUCUCAACAUGUUGCAGUGCUAUUUCAGAGUUGUCCAUGUGUAGUGAUAAGCACUAUAAUUUAUUGAUUUGUGUAAAUGGCUUAAUGUGUGCUGGACUGUGUGAAAAGGGAAGUGAGGUUAGCCUAGCUUAAAAAGGGAACCACAGAAGGCUGGCUGGCCUGUUUACUGUCAAUAAAAAGAGCUCAGUUUGCACAUGUACUGGAACCAGAAAAAAAGGAAAAAACGUAGGGAUUUCUCUGAAAGGAAAAGGACAUGGUUCCAAAGAUUUGAUCUGUAAAACAGGAGAUAUUUUCAGUGAAAAAGAUAAUGUUACUUAUGUUGUGGAUGAUCUGUAAAGGCUUGAUAAUUGCUCUAAAUUAGAAAAGAGCAAGACAUUGAAUAGAAACUAUUUUGCUGUAUUUACAUCAUUUGAAUGUCAAAAUGUAUAUUUUUAGAUAUAACAUGAGGAAGGUUUACAAAAUUGUGUUAGUAAUUUAUGAAAGUAAUUCUGUACUAAAAACGGUGCAUUAGGGAAACUUGAUACUAUAAAUUCAUGCAGCAGGAGUGCAACUUGAAUUUUAAACAUCCCAGUUCUGAUUAUCUUCCACAUCUGUUUUUAUUCUCAUCAACUUUCCAUAAUUUUAAUUUAAAUCAGUGGAUAUACACUUGCAAGUCUGUAUUGACACAGAUAUGUUUCUAGCAGGAGGCACAAUGUUUUGAGAGAAGUACUAAUUUUACGCCUUUAUCCGUCCUCUAACACUCUGUUUGGCACAGACACCCACACACACAGUAUCACAUACUGCUCUAAUGCAGGCUUAUUUGUCAUAUACAUUUUUUAGUACAUUUAAUAGAAAGACAUGCAUUUGCUAUCAGUUUUAAAAAUGUUUCAAUCUCUGUUUGACGCUGAAUUUCUGACCUCAUCUUUCUCUGCUACAUUGCUUCGUCAAGACAUAGCCGCAGCCUUUUAUAAAGUCUUGAAUGUAAUGUUUUAUAUGCUGUUUGCUACCGUUGGAAUUAAGGCCUGACCAGGGUGCAGCAUCACCUCUUGCUGUUCCGCUGGCUGUUAGUUUAGCAGUGACAUGUUUUUAUGAAACUGUGUGUACAGGUGAGCUGCCGGAAGCUAUCAUGACCACUUGCAUCUGUGUCACUCACUGAUCUUUAAUAUUGUAUUUUAUAAGUCAGUGGGAUUGUUUUUUUUCACCAGUCUGGGCCUUCAUUUGAACUGUGAAGCAUUGAUGCUGUUCGUAUUGUCUGCUGAGACAAGGGAGAGCUUGAAUUUUCUCUUUUACUGUAAGAUGUUUCACUGUUUUGUAGAUACAUUCCAUAGAUUGAUGUCAGUGCUUUGACCCUUCAGCAUUACUGUUUUUUGUCGUCACACAGUUUGAAGGCGAGAGCUGUCAGGUAAAAUAGUUCUAGUACUGUUCAGGGAGUAAACAUUGUGUCAAGGAUUACAAAUGGAAGCACACUGACAUUAUUUAUUUAUGCUGACAAAACUGACACGUUUGGAAUAUUUGGAAUCAUAGGUUUCUGUACAUAUCUUAGUCGUAAUGCAUACAGUUGAGUAUUUUAGUGUUACAAUAUCAACAUUGUAAUACAGGAUUGCCAAGGAGCACAGAGGUUUUCUGUAAAAAUAAUUUCAGCAUAAGAAGUGAACCCAUGAACUGUAAAAUAUCAGUGUCUUAAAUAAAGUGUUGGUUUAUUAUGACCUAA